This is a messenger RNA of Trichoplusia ni (cabbage looper), 1328 nucleotides long. RefSeq lists its product as uncharacterized. The transcript has 7 exons. Gene Ontology annotation, biological process: mitotic sister chromatid segregation. Gene Ontology annotation, cellular component: chromosome, centromeric region; spindle midzone; chromosome passenger complex. The record is from RefSeq and is a predicted model, not a curated record. The coding region runs from base 192 to 1022 and encodes 276 amino acids. NCBI's taxonomy places the organism in Eukaryota, Metazoa, Arthropoda, Insecta, Lepidoptera, Noctuidae.
GUAUCCGAAAGCAUAAUUUAAAAAUGGCCGUUUGUGUUUUGUUUUAAUUUUAGUUUCUCGUUUGAAUUUUCUUCUUAUUUAUUUUUAAAUGUAGGUUUGUUAAUGUUAUAAACACUAAAUCAAUCACUUAACUAGUGUAUCAGAUCAUUGUUAAAGUGUUGUUAAUUUGCUAAACUACUUAGUGAGUAAAAAUGCCGCGAACGAAAAGACCUGUGAGGAAACAGGAAAAGAGUUCCGAAGACGAUGAUGCAUUGAAAAAGCUAAAUAAACUGGUGACAGAUCAAAAGAAUAAAAUAGAUAAUCGGGCGCAUAUGGAGCUAAGGAACGUGGAACUAGCGUUCAAGAUAUUGCUCGGAUCUAUCAGCAAUACGUACCUGACGAAAACAGUUGGACAAUUGAAAACAGAACUGCAUUUGAAAGAAGUGACAAACACAAGGAGGACUCGCCACUCAAGCCGCUCAGCAUCGCAUGAUGAUGGGUAUCUGACGGAGAACUCGUCGCACGGCUCCGGUGGCGCCGGCAAGAAGCAUCUCGCGGUCCCCUCGUCGUCCAGCCGCUCGACGGCGGCGGCGCGUCGCUCCCGCUCGGCGGACGCGUCGUGCCGCAAGCCGGCGCCGCCCACGGCCGCCAAGACCGCCAGCAGGCGCCGCUCGCGCUCCGUAUACCGCACGCCCGCAUAUAACAAGAACGCCGCGGUUAACUACCCCGCCAUCACGCCCAAGGUAACUCCACAAACUCCGCUGACGGUGUUGCGCCAGCCGCGACAGGGAGAGAUGGUGGUGUCCAUGUCCGGCUCGCCGGUUAUGGUGCCGUCUUGUUACACUUUGAAACCUGACGAAAUGGCAAACUGCAACAUUCUCCUCCAAGACGGCACGAUGCUGUCUCUCCAGCCGAAGCAGCUGCGUCAGUCGCAGGCCUACAUACCGUUCUCGCUCAUGGACUCCAAAGUGCUCGACCAGCUCAAGACCCUCAAAGACAACUUGGACAAAGUGGUGAAACUUGGGGAAAAAGCUAUCAAGUGAUCUUAGCAUUAAACUAGUUGUUGAGGACAUUCCUACCUUUGGGAAUAUUCUAUAGUUAAUAACUUGCAGUUGAUGUUCUCUUCAUUAGCUGCGAUUUUACAAAGACCUCUUUUUAAUAUUUACCAGUAAUUAUUAGUGUACUAGUGAUUGGGAUAGUCCCAGGACUUGGUAACUAUAGGAAAUAUUAGUUUUAUGAGUGUGAAUGUUUUAUUGUUUAUGAAUUAAUUCUUAAUGUUAUGGCUGACUUGUGUAUGUACCUUUUUAAUUAUAAUUAUAGUAUUAAAAUCUUGACUUUUGACAAAAUGA